This is a messenger RNA of Paramecium tetraurelia, 966 nucleotides long. RefSeq lists its product as uncharacterized. The transcript has 3 exons. Gene Ontology annotation, molecular function: small GTPase binding; GTPase activator activity. Lineage: Eukaryota; Ciliophora; Oligohymenophorea; Peniculida; Parameciidae. Gene Ontology annotation, cellular component: nucleus; cytosol; perinuclear region of cytoplasm. Gene Ontology annotation, biological process: nucleocytoplasmic transport; activation of GTPase activity. The record is from RefSeq and is a predicted model, not a curated record.
AUGGGAGAUAAAAAGAAAAAGGGAGAUCAGGUAGAGGAUUUCUCAACAGAGCAAUUAAAUAAAUUAUAUCGGAAGCGAUGUGAAAUUAAUGGAGUUCCUCUUUGCAAAAUAUUUAAGGAAAGAUUAGAAGCUGUAUGUUCAGAAGGAGAACAUUUAUAAAAUGUAAAACUGUGGGAAGAAAUGGGACCUGUUGGUGUUAGAGCUAUGAUGGAAUCAUUUACUGAAAUAGGCUAUAAACAUUUAAAAUAGUUAAGAUUAUGGAGAGUCAAAUGCUAAGAUGAAGGAGUCAGAACAAUAUGUUUGUAUAUUGAUAAAGUUCGAUUGCUUGAAGUGUUAGACCUUUUAGAUAAUCAAAUAGGUGUUUUAGGGUGUAAAUUCUUAGCAGACAUACUCCAUCCGAAGUGCGAAAGUAAAUUAGUAAAACUGAAAUUGGAUCACAAUCAAAUUGGUUCAGAAGGAUUGGCUGAGCUGACUAAAGGGUUGGCUAUGAAUAACACCUUGGAAAGUCUGGCAUUGAAUUAUUGUGGCAUAGAGGCUGAUGGGGCAAAAUCUCUAUAGGAUAUAUUGGCGAAUGUUAAUAGCAAGUUAUAUAAAUUGAAAUUGUGUGGAAAUCGACUCAAAAAUGAAGGAGCAUAUGAAUUAUUUAGAGCAUUAGAAAUCAAUAAUACUUUGGAAAGAAUUAAGUUAGCAGACAAUCAAUUUCAUUCUGAUCCAAGCGAUUUAACCUUAAUAAAUAAAAUUCUUUCUACCUUCGAAUUAAAUAAAACUCUAGGAUAUUAUGAUCUUAAAUUUAAUUUACUUAGCGAUGAAGAUGCCACAAAAAUAAUUCCAUUAAUCGAAAAAAAUAAAUCCAUCUUCUUUAUUGAAAUUUCAGAUUAAAUAUCCAAACCCCUUACUGAUAAGUUAAAAUCACUAACAAAGAAGAGAAAACCCAAGAAGAAGAAGAAAAGCAAAAAAAAGAAGUGA